CUGCGUCAGGAGUUCAGAGAGCUUGAGUUGCUCGAUGAAAUCACCAAGCUGCGCUACCUGGGCAAGAUCUCACCCAAAGUGACAGGCAUCACACGCAAUGAACUGAUCCAUUCAUUCAGAAAGUGGAAGGGAGAGCAGUUCAUGCCAAAGACAAUGCACAGGGCCCUGAAAUGGAAUGUUGGUGAUACAUUUCCUAUUGAAGAUGUGCAGGCAGAUGCUCCAUGGCAGAUAGUCGAGAAGGCAAAACCCAAGGACAGGAAGCAGCCCAAACCAGAUCUACCUGAUCAGCCAAAGAAGACAGCUGGAUAUGUUGCAGCCCAGGGCACACAAGCUUUGACAGUUGUGAGCAAUACAGUGGACAAGAAGUCGGUGAAGCGUAAGCGAGAGGAUGACUGUGAUGCAGUGGUCAAUUUCAUUGGGUUCAAGUGGGACAAUGCCAACUACAUCUGUGCUUAUGACAGUCUUCUGACUGUUUUGUCAGUGUAUACAGAGUGUAAGCAACAGUGGCAGACAAUGGUACCUGAGCAGAAUGCAUUAUUGUCAAAGCUUACUGGUCACUUUAAUGGUGUAAUU
Messenger RNA from Trametes versicolor FP-101664 SS1, 573 nucleotides. RefSeq lists its product as uncharacterized. The transcript has 2 exons. Lineage: Eukaryota; Fungi; Basidiomycota; Agaricomycetes; Polyporales; Polyporaceae. The record is from RefSeq and is a predicted model, not a curated record. The annotation marks the transcript as partial.